AUGAACUUCUCAUCGACAGUUCUAUUCAUCUGUUUGAUAUUUCUCAAAUGGCAAGUUCGUGGUCAAGAUGAUUCAGGACAACAUUCGUCUUUAACCGUUGAAACUCAAUACCUUCGUUUCGAUAUGAGUCAAUAUGGGCAAGAUGGUGGCGUUUUUUCCAGUCCUAAUUUUCCAAACUAUUAUCCACAAAAUACAAUCUUGUUUUAUCAAUUCAUUGCUUCAUCGGAUUAUCGUGUUGUGAUUGAAAUCGAUUUCUUUCAAGUUCGCGGUGUGACUCCUCAGUGUACACAUGAUUAUCUCGAUGUUUACAUCAAUGUAACUAAUUUUGACGUUGUACAUAAUCCAGUUAAUGAUCAACUACUCCAUCGUUACUGUGGCCGAAAUAAACCACCUUUGCUUGUCUCAUUUACGAAUUUACUUCUUUUGGGAUUUUUUACUGAAGAUACGCAAACUGAGAGGGGCUUUAAUGGUUCAUUUCGAUUUAUUCCUGCACAACCUUAUCGAAAAAAUUUAAAACGUGAACCAUGUGAUUAUGUAUUCGAUUCAUCAGUAUCAAAACGUGGAGAAUUAUUUUCUUCAACAUAUCCAGGAACUUAUCUACCAGGACAAUUCUGUAAUUAUUCAUUCGUUGGUCAACCUGGUGAACGUAUUCAUAUUCGCUUUCGUGAUUUAAUUCUCUUCAAAACUCCAAACACUCACCAUUGUGCUGUCGAUCUAAUAAAACUCUAUGACAAUACCUUAGAUCCACCCGAACUUCGUCGAUUUCUUUCAAGUUUUCAAUCAGCAAGUCAUUCUGAACAACAAUAUCUCUCUGAUCAACACGAUCAUCAUCAUAUAACUGAUCUUUGUGGAACAUAUGUCCUCCCACUUGAUGUUUACUCCACGGGUAAUUUAUUGUUACUCUAUUUCAUUGCUACACAUUAUGCCGAGCUGACAGAUGAAGAACAAGCACAGAUGGCUGAGCAUUCGGGACCAGUUUGGCGGAAAGGUUUCUUUGCUGAGUACGAAUUUUCUUCUUCAUUGACGAAACUCGAUUUUAUCAGCAAAAAUAAAUCGAAUCAAUAUGUUUCUGGAACUGAAUGUGAUCAGACCAUUAAAUCAUUUGGACAAGGACAUGGUAAUCAUCAAAGACAAUUGAUUUCCGACGUUGAUUACAUUCCCUGUACUAUCUUUUUUUUAGGAAAAUUUCAAUCACCUAAUUGGCCACACCCUUACAAGCCUCAAACAUCGUGCACGACUUAUCUAUUGGGACUUGAUGAUCGUUACACAUUAGAAAAUGUGGAAAUUGAGUUCGAUCAAUUUGAUAUUGAUUGUAAUUUAGCUUCGCUGGUCAUUUAUAAUGCCAGUCGGAUUUACGAUUAUCGUUUACGAUCACGUCCGAGUAGCCCAUUGUUAUCAACUUCGAAAUCGUCAUUAUUUAGUAACUAUUAUCGACAGGAAUUAGAUUUUAAAGGAAAUCUGUCAUUUUGUGGACAUUUUAAGCCCGAAGGACGUUUUGUUUCGAAAAAUGCUCUAUUAAAACUGUCAUUUAUCCCAACCGAUCGUUCCGGAACGAAUGUUUACUCCUCAUUAAAUAGCGGAGGUAAAUUUCAAGCACGAUACAAAUUUGUUAAAAGUUACCAUCAAGUCUCCGCCGACGAAUAUGAUGGUACCAAUCCAAAUACUUGUAAUCUUUCUUACUAUCAAUCUCGCGCACUAUUCGGAAAAUUCGAACCGCCUCGCUCAUCGGAAAACGACUAUUUUGCCAAUUCAAAUUGUACAUUUAAUUUCUAUCCAAUGAAUGAAAAUUCUCGUUUGUUAAUCUGGUACGAUUAUUUCAAUAUUGUCGAUGAUGAUCUGAUUCAAUGUCCUUCGGAUAAUUUAACGUACACAUACAGUCUUUAUUCAUCAUCAAUAUUCUAUGUUCAUCCGUUUCGAUACUGUGGAUAUCGAAAUUUUCCAUCACCAUUUUUAAGCGUUCGUUCAACGGAAUUAUUUCGUAUACAUUUUCGAUCGAAUGAUGAUGCCGACGCAGGAUUAGGAUUCGAAGGACGUUAUCAAUUUGUCAAUCAGUCAAAUUCAUUGUUCUCACCAGCCAUAUGUCGAACUCCAUUUGAUUCGAUUGUUUAUGUAAAUGAAACCAAUGAACCAUCAGGAAACAUUUCCAGCGAUGGCUAUCCCGAAAAUGUGAUCUGCGAAUGGUCUUAUGUAACAUCGCGCGGCUUUCAAUUUCUGUUAGAACUCAAUCUACUGCAAAUCGAAGGCUCGAAAACAAAAGAUCCACCUCAAGGUUGUCAAACAGCUGUACUGAGAAUUUACAGCGAAGGACGAAUCGAUGAAUUAUGUGGACAACAGGAGGAAAUCUAUUAUUUUACCACCGAAUCAAAUUGGUUUACUAUUCAAUUUAUUUCCCUGAAUCGACAAACGAAAGAACUUCUUCGUGGUUUUCAUAUCUAUUGGACUGUUAUUGAGACAAGAACGAAAUCCGUUGAUCAACGAUGUUCUCUCUCCGAUGAGUAUUUUUAUUGUAAAAAAACUGCAAAUCAUUCGAUAGGAAAUUUUUGUAUUCACCGUUCGCUUUUAUGCGAUGGUCAUUCACAUUGUCAGCCGAUUUCCAAUGACGAUGAACAUCCCUCGAAUUGUUAUAUGAUGAUUCCAUCACGUGUCAAACAACCGUUAGCAUUGCCAUCAUCGACCCUAUCAUUCUUUCACCAACAUCUUCUGUUAAUUGUCAUUAUCUUCGUACUUUGUUUAACAAUGUUAUGUAUUGUUUUCAUACUAAUUUGUUUAUUAAUCAAAAUGAAACGAAGACAACAAGAUCGACAAUCGUCGAAACGACGGCGAACAAAUCAACGCGAUGAUUUACUCCUACGCAAAAAGUCGUUGCAAACGUAUUCGGAUGAAGAAGAAGAAGACGAAGAUGAUGGUGAACAUCAUAUAAAUAGGAUGGAACAAGCUGUGACUACAGUUUAG
Adineta ricciae is the source of this 2952-nucleotide messenger RNA. NCBI's taxonomy places the organism in Eukaryota, Metazoa, Rotifera, Eurotatoria, Adinetida, Adinetidae. The record is from the annotation of a GenBank genome assembly.